AUGGACAGCACCACUGUCAUGCACAUCUUACCCUCCAUCUACGGCAUCCUUUGCAUAGUCGGAGUCGCUGCCAACAGUUUAGUGAUCUACGCGGUGGCCACCUGCAAAAAGAGAAUGGUAUCUGACAUUUACGUGCUCAACUUGGCAAUUGCUGACAUGCUGUUCCUCCUUGUCAUGCCGUUUACUAUUCACCAGCUAGUCAGAGAUCGACACUGGGUCUUUGGAAAUUUCAUGUGCAAAGCCGUGACUGUUGUAGAUGUAAGCAAUCAGUUUACCACAGUGGGGAUUGUUACAGUAUUGUGUAUCGACAGGUAUGUUGCAAUUGUUCACCCAGCUUCAGAGAGAAGGACAAUCCAAUGGACCAUGGUCAUUAAUGCUAUGGUGUGGACUGGCAGCUUUCUACUCACUGUGCCUGUGAUGCUUUAUUCAAGAACCCUCCAGCAGGAAGAUGUGGAAGUUUGCAUUUUGGACUUGCCCUCAGGUCCUGCAGACAUGUACUGGUAUACAUUAUAUCAGUCAACCGUGGGCUUCAUCAUCCCCCUCCUCAUUAUUAGUACUUUCUAUUCACUCACUCUCUACCAUGUAUUCAGGUCCAUCCGCAGGGUACGCAGGAGGCAGUCUGUCUGGGCAAAGAGGGCCACUAAAACUGUUCUCAUGGUCAUCGCAGUUUUCUUGCUGUGCUGGUCACCUUUUCAUGUCAUGCAAGUGCUCAACCUCAGCACGGAGGCCCCCACCCCCACCUUUCUCUAUGCCUACCAUAUCAGCAUAUGCCUCAGUUAUGCUCACAGCUGCAUUAAUCCCUUGAUGCUACUCUUUUUUGCUCAAAAUUUUCAAGAAAGGCUCUGUCCACACAAGCAGUCACAUAGCAGCCAGCAAAGCACCUCUAAGCAAACCGUGGUCAAGGCGGAUGGUAGCUCCACCAUCACAGUGGAUACUAAUUAUCGCUGUACUGUCAUUUGA
Polypterus senegalus (gray bichir) is the source of this 960-nucleotide messenger RNA. It is a transcript of the gene mchr2b, whose product is annotated as melanin-concentrating hormone receptor 2. Gene Ontology annotation, molecular function: neuropeptide binding; G protein-coupled receptor activity. Gene Ontology annotation, cellular component: neuron projection; membrane. Gene Ontology annotation, biological process: neuropeptide signaling pathway. The transcript is spliced from 2 exons. The record is from RefSeq and is a predicted model, not a curated record. Lineage: Eukaryota; Metazoa; Chordata; Cladistia; Polypteriformes; Polypteridae. Bases 1 to 960 code for a protein of 319 amino acids.